AUUUGUAUCCACAGCUGACCUAAGUUUAAGCUACUGUUGGCCGGGCUAAUGUUAGCUAACUCCCCGGAUUUCAACAGCGGAAUGAAUGUAAAACCAGUUUCUCCAGUUAUUCUCCAGAAGCAUUUCCGUAAACACUUCACGUGAAGCUAGGUGAUACAUUUGCUAUACGUGUGAUGUGAAACUUAGGAACAGUACCGCCGGGUAACAUCGCAUGUUGGAGUGUUGGGAUGUUUCUGGCAAUAAUAAAGAGCCAUCACCAUUUACACUGAGACACACACAUGCGCGAGCGGUGUGUUGAGACGCAUCCAGCUCAGGAUACAGUGUGUUGAUCUGCAGCUAUUAGCCAGAGCCUGCGUGAAAUGCGACUAGCUCCUCAGUUGUGACUAGUUAGCAUGUUGUGACUAAACAAUGCAACACUGGGCUUGAGUUGUGUCGCUUCCGAGGGAUUCUGUUUAAUAAUAGUAAGCCCUGAAUAUCUGUAAUGUAGUGUAAGAUGAUUAGCACAACAGCCAAAGCUAUCUGUUGAUGUUGACAUGAAUAAUGUAUCUUUUAUGAACCGAUGCCCUGAACUAAAUGUGACAUCUUUGAACGCCACCACUGUGUUUUGACUGCAGCGAUCUAUGAGAGGCUCAGUGUGAUGCUUUAAUUUCUAAUGCGUGUUUCUCAGUGUUAAAGCGUUGGAUAAGUUAUACCCUUGAUCACAAGCCUGUCUUGUUUAUCCCACUUGUGAAUACUGUUAAUAAUUGAACCGUUUGUAUAGGAAGAAGUUGUUUACUAAAGGUAUUUAUUUUUAUUAUAUGAAUGGGAGACAUGCAGGUAAUCUGCUGUGUAACGUUAAUGGUAAUAAUACAUGAUGUGACAUUAUUAGACAUGCAUCCUGUAACUAUGUCAAACACUUCCUCUUAUCAUUUAUAUAAGGGUGUUUUGAACAGGCCUGCUAUUCUUGUAGCAUAUGUAGUGUGUGUGUGUGUGUGUGUGUGUGUGUGUGUGUGUGUGUAUACCUGGCCUCAUGUGAGCUGGUGGAGUUGCCAAAGAGCUGUCUCCAUGGUGAUGGUAUUAACUAGGCUGGCUUGUGUGAGGAAAGGAGGUGUGCACAGUCAUGUAGUCGGAGAAGCAGAGAAAAUCUCCUACACCGGUCGUGCAGGACUGGAGAACUGAAAAACAACAAAAACGCAGAUUUGUCUUUCCUUCUCUGUGGGGGGGAUGUACAGAGAUCAUCAAAAUGAAAUCAAGUCCCCAUUUGUUACCCUGACUUUAUCCCUAGUAACUCUGAGCACUAUUGCACCCUGGAGAUAGUCAUGGGCGUGAUAAUGAUGAAUGAGAGGAUUGUCUUCUGUUUUUUUCAAACCGGCUUUAAGCUACUUGAUGGUAAUGGUAAUCUUUAUCUUGCUUAUUCUGAAUGCUUAUUGCGCAUGCAUUUGACUGCUGAACGGCAUCAUGUGGCUCACAUUUGUAUGAGGUCAUGACUAUAUUUUCCUGUUGGUUUCAAUAUACUUCAAAGGUUAAUCAUCUUACCCAUGCCACCACAUAUAUAUCUUCACAGUAGACUUUUCUUUGAUCAAAAACAGUAGUGCUCACAAUGUUUGACUUUUAAGUUUGUUUAAUCCUGGCGUCUUGCAGCAGAAAAGUUGAGUACAUUUCAUACAGUACAAUUCACUCUAAGUGCUUAGAGUGAAUGAUACGGGAUAACAAUGUUAUAGUGAGCCAUUAGUAGACCGUACAAUAGUUGGAUCCAGACACCGCUCAUUCUAUUUGAUAGGGUUUUGUGAAGUAUGUGGUGGCUCAAACUAUGCCUUAUCAACCAGAGGUCUUUUGUACAUUCAGUGUUAUAAGCUACAUUAGCUAAUUAGCGAGCUGGUGUAGCCCGAAGGGUUAACUGAAGGAUGGAGGAUUAAUGAACAAAUGUACUCCGCAUACUACAUCAGUCUAAUUGUGUACGCUGAAAGAACUGCAGCUCCAUCCACCUAAAGUUGUGUUUUAAGGCUGACAAAGGUAAUUCAAGACAAUAAAGGUUUUCACUACAGCCAAACAAUACAGCAGGUGGAUUUAAAACCUGCUGACUUUGCACUUUUUGUAACAGGACUCUUCCUGCUUCUUCAUCUUGCGUAUUGUUUUCGAUUCAUGGGGUGGAUGAUGUCCAUUCGAAGGUUAUAACUACUCGCGUGUAAUGGAAAAGCUUGAUCGUAGCUCACCUGACACAAUAUCGCUAAAUUGCCGACUUAUACUUGAAAAAUGUUUUAACUGCGGUUGUUGCAUCUGGGUCUGUCCUGGGUAACCCGUCGCAGCCUCCUCAUCAGACUGGUGUUAUGGCAGAUCAGAUAGGGGUGUGCAGCAGUGUUGAGCUGGCAAACAUGGCGGUUCAUUAGCAAACUUAAUUACAGUUUGUGACUGUUGAUGGGGGCAUUGAUUUUUAGCAGUUUCCGAAUCAAUUUGACAAGUCACGGAGAUGUAACACUAGUUAGUAACAAAAAACAAUCACGAGCAAACAUUUGACAAAAUGUAUUGUAGAAUUAAAAGAGCACUUGAGCGGUGACAAUCAUUUACCAGCUUGGUAAAGAUUGUCUUACGUUAUUGUCUUCAUAUUUAAUGGCGCGCCAUUAAAUAUGAACCAGAAAGUUAUGCUAAAUUUAUUCCCUUUGGCAUUCAACCAUAUUAUUUAUGAUGUGGUCAAAAUGAUUUGUGCUAGCUGGUGGUCAAAAAACGUAGAAUUGUUUUCAAAUGCACCUGCAGUCUGAUAUGGAAGCUAUUGCUUGAGGUUGCGUAAAGCUGACAGUUGUUGUGAAGAUGUGGGCAACUACAUGGACUAGGUGUCGUAGACGCUCUGUCUGCUGUGUUGGAGUGUCGGGUUCUCACUUCAGACUUGGAAGUAAGUACAAAGUACGCUCGCCUUGUCUAGAAUCCGUGACUUCAGCUGCCUGCACAUGGGUAAAUAUUGCAAUAAAUCUUUAGUAUGGUUUCAGUCUUAAAUGUAUUUUUUUGAAGCCAUGAAUAUAAAAAAUUGUGCAAAAUGGAAAAAUGUGAUGGUUUAUACAGUAUUUUACUGAAAUAGCACAGCUCCAGUUUUGUAGAAAUCCCACAGACAGCAGUACUUUUCCUUUGUGUACACCCCUAGAAGGGUGGGGCCAACGUAGCUACUUUCUAAUGGUCUGAUCGAUAAGAGUCAGACUUCACAAAGAACUCCAACAAGUACCUCCUUCACUUCACUUUUACUUUGGAAACUCUUUUUGACUUGUAUCAUCUGUGGACGCUUUCCUUUUCUUUCUUUUUCUUUUGUCUCUGUGUCCGUUUAGGAGAUGCUGACAGCGAAUCAGUCUUUUGGACCACAGUGUUGGGCUUGUAGUCAUUCAAAUAUUGUGAUAAUUCACUCCGUGCCGUGUUUUGCUUGCCAGCUGUCACUAAACACAGAACAGAAUUAGAAAAGAGGCCGCUCAGCAUUUGUCUGUAUCAUCCUCUGAUUUGUGGAGUCAUCGCUUUGUUAAAAUGUCUGUACCGAACUGCUCUCGUAUCUUUUUUUUUUUUAUAACCGUGUCCAUGCACCAGUCUGUGCCUAUUCAAAGGAUUAUUGGCAACAACAUAUCGGGGCUUUUUAAGCAUUAAUGUGUGAACUCUGAGCAAAUGAGCCGCGUGUGUGUCGUGGUGCUUGAUGACGAGGAUUCUGAAGUCUCUCUCUGGUCUAAGGUGUCCGAGAUCCAGUUGAUUUUGACACGGCCUCUCUCUCUUUUACAGCCUGCUCUGCUGAAAGCUAUAUUCAAUGUGGAUCCAGAUGAAGUACGCUCACUCAUAUUCAAAAAAGAGGAUGUGAAUGCACAGGACAAUGAGAAGCGGACUCCGCUGCAUGCUGCUGCUUAUCUUGGUGACGCAGAAAUUAUAGAGCUGCUGAUUCUUUCAGGUGCCAGAGUAAAUGCCAAAGAUAACAAGUGGCUCACUCCUCUGCACCGGGCCGUGGCCUCCUGCAGUGAGGAGGCCGUCCAGGUGUUGCUGAAACACUCUGCGGACGUAAACGCCCGAGACAAGAACUGGCAGACGCCGCUACACAUCGCCGCAGCAAAUAAAGCUGUCCGCUGCGCCGAGGCCCUCGUCCCGCUGCUCAGCAAUGUGAACGUGUCGGACAGAGCCGGCCGGACUGCGCUGCACCAUGCGGCCUUCAGCGGUCACCUGGAGAUGGUGAGGCUCCUGCUCUCCAGAGGAGCAAACAUCAAUGCCUUUGACAAGAGGGACCGCCGCGCAAUCCACUGGGCAGCCUACAUGGGACACAUAGAGGUGGUGAAGCUGCUGGCAUCUCAUGGAGCUGAGGUGGCCUGCAAAGAUAAGAAAUCUUACACCCCCCUACAUGCAGCCGCCUCCAGUGGAAUGAUCAGUGUUGUCAAAUACCUCCUGGACUUGGGGGCGGAUAUCAAUGAGACCAACGCGUAUGGCAACACCCCCCUCCACGUGGCGUGCUACAACGGGCAGGACGUGGUGGUGAACGAGCUCAUCGAGAGUGGCGCCAACGUAAACCAGGUGAACGAGAAGGGCUUCGCACCGCUCCAUUUCACCGCCGCUUCACGCCACGGGGCGCUCUGUCUGGAGCUGCUCGUGUGCAACGGGGCCGAUGUCAACAUCAAGAGUAAAGAUGGUAAGACUCCCCUCCACAUGACAGCCAUCCACGGGAGGUUUUCUAGGUCUCAAGCAAUCAUUGAGAAUGGUGCUGAGAUCGACUGUGAAGAUAAGAACGGAAAUACUCCGCUGCACAUUGCGGCUCGAUACGGACACGAGCUCCUCAUCAACACCCUCAUCACCAACAGAGCUGACACGGCUAAGCGAGGGGUUCAUGGUAUGUUCCCACUUCAUUUGGCUGCUCUCAGUGGAUUCUCUGACUCCUGCCGAAAGCUCCUGUCUUCAGGAUUUGAUAUUGAUACGCCUGAUGACUUUGGAAGGACCUGUUUACAUGCUGCAGCUGCUGGAGGAAACCUGGAAUGUCUCAAUCUUCUCCUCAACACGGGGGCAGACUUUAAUAGAAAGGACAGCUUCGGCAGGACCCCUCUGCACUAUGCUGCUGCCAACUGUAACUACCAGUGCCUGUUUGCUCUGGUGGGCUCCGGGGCCAGCGUCAAUGACCUAGACGAGCGGGGCUGCACUCCUCUCCACUACGCCGCUGCCGCUGACACAGAUGGAAAGUGCCUGGAAUAUUUACUGCGAAAUGAUGCAAAUCCAGGGAUCCGAGACAAUCAGGGCUACAAUGCUGUGCACUACGCCUCGGCGUAUGGACAUCGCCUCUGUCUGGAGCUGAUUGCAAGUGAAACACCUCUAGAUGUGCUAAUGGAAACCUCAGGGACAGACAUCCUGAAUGACUCCGAUGUCAGAGCGCCCGUUAGCCCCCUGCACCUCGCUGCAUACCACGGUCACCACCACGCUAUGGAGGUUCUGGUGCAGUCUCUGCUGGAUCUGGAUGUGAGAAACAGCCAAGGGCGCACGCCUCUCGACCUGGCGGCCUUUAAGGGCCACGUAGAGUGUGUGGACGUCCUAAUCAACCAGGGAGCCUCCAUCCUGGUCAAAGACUUCACUUUGAAGCGAACCCCCAUCCAUGCUGCAGCAACUAAUGGUCAUUCAGAAUGUUUGCGUUUGCUGAUUGGUAAUGCUGACCUUAAAAGUGCAGUAGACAUUCAAGAUGGGAAUGGACAAACCCCCUUGAUGCUGUCGGUCCUGAGUGGACACACAGAUUGUGUGUAUUCUCUGCUGAAUAAAGGAGCCAAUGUAGAAGCCAAAGAUAAGUGGGGCAGGACAGCCCUUCAUAGAGGAGCGGUGACCGGUCACGAGGAAUGUGUGGAGGCCUUGCUUCAGCACAGCGCCAACUUCCUGGUGCGAGACUGUAAAGGGCGCACACCAGUCCACCUGUCAGCAGCAUGUGGACACAUUGGGGUACUGGGAGGCCUGCUGCAUGCUGCCCAAUCAGUGGAAACACUCCCCGUCUUAACAGACAACCAAGGCUACACCCCACUGCACUGGGCCUGCUACAAUGGUCACGACACGUGUGUGGAGGUUUUGCUGGAACAAGAGGUUUUUCACAAGGCCGAAGGCAGUGCUUUCAGCCCCCUCCACUGUGCUGUAAUCCAUGACAACGAAGGUGCUGCUGAGAUGCUGAUAGACACUCUGGGCCCGGCCAUCGUCAAUGCCAAAGACAGUAAAAGCAGGACUCCACUACAUGCAGCAGCCUUCACUGACCAUGUGGAGUGUCUCCAGCUGCUGCUGAGCCACAACGCUCAGGUCAACAGUGUUGAUGCUGCAGGGAAAACCCCGCUCAUGAUGGCCGCUGAAAAUGGCCAGACCAACGCUGUCGAACUACUGGUGAGCAGUGCAAAAGCAGAUCUCACUCUGCAGGAUGCUGUGAAGAACACUGCACUUCAUCUCGCCUGCAGUAAGGGACAUGAAACCAGUGCCUUGUUGAUAUUGGAGAAGAUUACAGACAGAAACCUCAUAAAUGCCACUAACGCCGCCUUACAGACGCCUCUACACGUGGCUGCAAGAAAUGGUUUAACAGUGGUGGUGCAGGAGCUGCUUGCAAAGGGAGCCAGCGUACUUGCAGUCGAUGAAAACGGUUACACACCCGCCUUGGCUUGUGCCCCCAACAAAGAUGUGGCAGACUGCCUAGCCCUAAUCCUGGCCACCAUGAUGCCUGUGUCCCCCUGCGCCCCGGCACCCACCCUCCCUUUCAGUGCCAUUAACCACUACACCACCAGCCCCUCCAAGAGCGUCACCUUCGACAGCCUGCCCGUGCUGCGCGGCGAGCACAGCUCCUACUGCAGCUUCAACAACAUCAGCCAUCAAGACGGGCUCUACAAGGACGAAGAGCUGAAUGACUCGGACUCGGAGACGUACUGAGGGGACAGGAGGGAGCGAUAAAAUGCAUAAACACACACACACUGUGUCUUAAAAAUCACCCACCGCCAGCUUGGGAGGGCAGAAGAAGCAAGAGAAGCGCCCACAGGAGCCUUAAGAGUCCCCCCCCCCCACACACACACACACACACACAGGAGAGAGGGAGGAGGUGCAGCAUGUUGGCCCACACUCAUCCCGACCUCAUCCAGCACCAGGUGUCCUUCAGCUGAUACUGGACCUCAGUAACCGCUGCUUUACCAACCUUGACUUCUAGAGUGCUAAAAACUGCGCUUGUUGGGCAGACAGCGACUUUUGUACGGCAAUAACAUGCUGAAGAGGGAUGGUAGCACUUCAGAGAGCUAAACCGACGGGGACCAAAAGGCAUGGAUGCAUUUUAACCCAGUUUUAACUGUGUACAUGAGAUUGAGAAUUUGGGGGUUUAUUGGUUAGCAGGUGGGAAGGGGGGUUCAUUUUGGGGAUUUCUUGAUGAGUUAGAGAAGGUUGAUGUCCGCACACUACAUCCGUCAGAAUGCACUUGUCCUUCGAGUCUGUAAGUCAUACAGCCGGAAAAUCAUUUAUUUUUUGAGAUCAAACAUUUUUAAUACACCCAUGUUCAUGUCUUAAACUCGUUAUCCCUCAGUAAGAAAUCUGAUUUAGCGACCUGAAUAAUUUAAAAACAUUUGAUAUGUGCGGCAGGUUAUUUUUAAGUUGAUCAACCUUACCUUUGUAUAUUGACCUGUCCAUUGCGGUUUAGUCUUUGAAGAAUAAAUUAUUUGUGUAAUUUCGCUUCCUAUUUAUGUGUUCAUUUUGUGCCUUCAUUAGUUACUGAGAAAAGAUGAGUUUGUUGAGGCAGCUGUGAAAGUACAGUGAUGCGCACUAGGUAAGUAAUGGAACAUUUCUAAGAAGCACUGAUCCUGUACUGACGCUCAGCUUUGUGAGAAGAAACACUGUAAACCAAUGAUAGGAUAGCGUUUGAUUUUGUUUGAUAUUUUUUGCUCUUAUAGUCAAUGUUUGUUGACAGGUUUUGCUUGCUUUAACUUAAAAAAAAAAGAAACCACUCGAUCCUACCAUGAUUCAAAUCUUCCCUUUUGUCUGUUGAAAUAUCCUUUUAACUGGAAAUAUGUACAAUACAUUUGCUAGCUUCUUUAGAAUGGAAAAGAUGUUUUUUUCUUUUCCUUGAAGAGGGAUGAAACUAGCAUGUAUAUAGAAAUUAUUACUGUGAAUUCAACGCUCCAAUGAAUUCUUUCAGUACUGAGAUUGCUGUAUAUUUUAUGAGUAAUAAAGAAAUGAGUUAUUUAA
Messenger RNA from Anarrhichthys ocellatus (wolf-eel), 8154 nucleotides. It is a transcript of the gene ankrd28b, whose product is annotated as ankyrin repeat domain 28b. The transcript has 28 exons. NCBI's taxonomy places the organism in Eukaryota, Metazoa, Chordata, Actinopteri, Perciformes, Anarhichadidae. Gene Ontology annotation, molecular function: protein binding. Bases 3616 to 6858 code for a protein of 1080 amino acids. The record is from RefSeq and is a predicted model, not a curated record.